UGGUUGAACGUGUUCUUCAUGUCUGGAGAACAUGUACCAGCUGACACGCAACAGGAAUUACAAGCUGAGAGUGGAUCUGGAGGACUUUCAAGGAAAUAAAGCUUUCGCUCAGUAUUCGUCCUUCUCUGUGGAUCCUGAAGCUGACGGGUAUGAACUGCAUGUUUCAGGAUUCACUGAUGGAGGAGCUGGUGACUCUUUAUCUGGCCAUAAUGGAUACAAGUUCUCCACCUUUGACAAGGACCAAGACAUCAGUCCACUUAACUGUGCCAAACGCAGUCUCGGGGCAUUUUGGUACUUUAAAUGUCACCAUGCAAACCCCAAUGGUUGGUAUUUAUGGGGUGAAGAUGCCACCCAUUACGCUAUUGGAAAUGUUUGGUUUACAUGGAAGGGUUACGCUGUUGGUAUGAAAUCCAUCAGCAUGAAGAUCAAACCUGUGUCUUAGAAGCAUUACAGUGCUUCUCAGAA
This is a messenger RNA of Sinocyclocheilus grahami, 465 nucleotides long. Its product is annotated as microfibril-associated glycoprotein 4-like. The transcript is spliced from 3 exons. Gene Ontology annotation, biological process: elastic fiber assembly. The record is from RefSeq and is a predicted model, not a curated record. NCBI's taxonomy places the organism in Eukaryota, Metazoa, Chordata, Actinopteri, Cypriniformes, Cyprinidae. Bases 32 to 442 code for a protein of 136 amino acids.